ACGAUCCCGGAGAGAGCAGCGUCCGUCCGACGGCGUGCCCGGCCGCGGCCGGUCCUCGGUGGGAACGCAGCGACCACAGAAAGGGCUCGUUUCGGGGACUGUGGUUGUGGACCGGCGAUUGGCUGAUCUUGCCGGGCGCGCCUGGAAGGAGUAGACACGGACGCACUUAAAGCUAACGCAACUGGCUGUAAUUUACCCCAACGAAAAAAGGGGGAGAAGGACACAGGACCGGCAGAGCGUUGAUCAUCGUUGAAGCGGGGCGACGGGCUCGCGGGGAUUCGUCAUCCUUUUUUCUCAACUUUAUCUUAGUUUUCCCGCAAAAAAGAGUUAAGGUAGGGUGGCCCCGAGCUCUGCGGAACCAAGAGGGGCGGACGCUACGUUUCCGCCCGGUUGCGGAAACAGCCCGUGCACUACCCAAUCAGGGCGGCGUAGCUCAUUGGCGGAAGUGUAUUAUGUGAAGGAAGAGAGCCUCGCUUGUCGGCUGCGGAACGACGUCGUAAAGGCCGCAGCGCGCAUGCGUUGUUGCUCCCUUUCCCCCGACUUCCGGCACGCCCGACGCCUGCGCAGUAGCGAGAAGGACCUGGACGAGGUGCUGCAGACGCACUCGGUGUUCGUGAACGUGUCCAAGGGGCAGGUGGCCCGGAAGGAGGACCUGCUGAGCGCGUUCGGGACGGACGACCAGACCGAGGUCUGCAAGCAGAUUUUGAGUAAAGGGGAGGUCCAGGUGUCAGACAAAGAGCGGCAGACGCAGCUGGAGCAGAUGUUCAGGGACAUCGCAACCAUCGUCGCCGACAAGUGUGUGAACCCUGAGACGAAGAGACCGUACACGGCCAUCCUGAUUGAGAGAGCCAUGAAGGACAUCCACUACUCGGUCAAAGCCAAUAAGAGUACAAAACAGCAGGCUUUGGAGGUGAUAAAGCAGUUAAAGGAGAAAAUGCAGAUCGAACGUGCCCACAUGAGGCUCCGGUUCCUUCUCCCAGUGAACGAAGGGAAGAAGCUGAAAGAAAAGCUCAAGCCCCUGAUCAAGGUCGUGGAGAGCGAGGACUACGGCCAGCAGUUAGAGAUUGUGUGUCUGGUUGACCCGGGCUGCUUCAGGGAAAUCGACGAGCUGAUAAAAAAGGAGACGAAGGGCAGAGGCUCCCUGGAAGUGCUCAGCCUGAAAGACGUGGAGGAAGGAGAGGAGAAGCUGGAGUGACGCCCGACAGGCUCCGCAGCUCAACACUACAGCGCGCUCUCCCCUCAGUCCCUCCUCUCUGGUCCGCCAGGCUCGUGCUCAGACUCUGACAUUGUCUGUCCUUGUGCUCAUGUGUACACAGACACACCCUUCUGAUAGGUAGUACGCUGCGGGGCUCGCUCAGUUUUAGUCAUAAGGUGGGGUUUCGGGCAAGAAUGAAAAAUCCAAGAUGGUGAGGGCAGAGGAGCGUUUUGCUGCUGUCUCGUGCCCCGGACUGUCCGGCCUGCCGGUGAUCCGAGGCAAGUCCGUGGGGAGACAGACUUUGUACGUUAUAACAGGAGACAUCUAGGAGGAUAUGACAAAAAGGAAGUGUUUGUUGAAGAAAACCUAACGUCCUAUUCUGACUUAAUGAGACGUGUGGCCUAAUCCAUAGCUUGGACGAUGACCCUGAGUAUCCGGAAGUAGCUUUGGGGUGACCCAGGACUGAGCGGUUCUCACUGACCAUGCGGUCAUAACCUUCAUGAUUCCCGGUAAAGAAUAACAUAGUAUCAUCGGUUUCUGACCCUUAAAGUUUAUAAUAUAUGUUAACAGAGUGGAAUUACACGUAAUCAAUAAAAGCACUCUUUAUUUUUUAAUGAA
Messenger RNA from Lutra lutra (Eurasian river otter), 1813 nucleotides. RefSeq names its product SBDS ribosome maturation factor (gene SBDS). Lineage: Eukaryota; Metazoa; Chordata; Mammalia; Carnivora; Mustelidae. Gene Ontology annotation, biological process: ribosome biogenesis; cytosolic ribosome assembly. The record is from RefSeq and is a predicted model, not a curated record. Bases 515 to 1195 code for a protein of 226 amino acids. The transcript is spliced from 5 exons.